Sebastes umbrosus (honeycomb rockfish) is the source of this 2254-nucleotide messenger RNA. It is a transcript of the gene zc3h15, whose product is annotated as zinc finger CCCH-type containing 15. Gene Ontology annotation, cellular component: cytosol. NCBI's taxonomy places the organism in Eukaryota, Metazoa, Chordata, Actinopteri, Perciformes, Sebastidae. The record is from RefSeq and is a predicted model, not a curated record. The transcript is spliced from 11 exons. Gene Ontology annotation, molecular function: metal ion binding; mRNA binding. Gene Ontology annotation, biological process: cytoplasmic translation. Bases 166 to 1437 code for a protein of 423 amino acids.
UGCGUGAUGACGUCACAGGACAUCAACAACUCACAUGUGGCCUAGCGACGCCGUUGCUGUGCUGCUGCUAGCAUCACCCGGGUUGUUAAUGUGGAGCUGACUCUACCAACAGAAACACCUCAUUUAUAAUAAAGACACCCCACAGAGACAACCUGAGACAACAACAUGCCUCCGAAGAAACCCGCCGCCCAGCCAACGGGGAAUAAAAAGACUCAGGAGAAGAAGAAGGAGAAGAUUAUAGAGGACAAGACAUUUGGCUUGAAGAACAAGAAAGGGGCCAAACAGCAGAAGUUCAUCAAGAACGUUACUCAGCAAGUCAAACAAGCUCCCAAACCGACUGAUGGAAAGAAGACGGAUAAGAAGAAGGAGUUGGACGAACUCAACGAGUUGUUUAAACCCGUGGUCGCUGCUCAGAAAGUCGCCAAAGGUGUUGACCCAAAGUCGGUGCUGUGUGCGUUCUUCAAGCAGGGUCAGUGUACUAAAGGAGACAAGUGUAAGUUCAGCCACGAUCUGUCGAUGGAGAGGAAAUGUGAGAAGAGAAGCCUCUACGUGGAUGAAAGAGACGACGAGCUGGAGAAAGACACUAUGGAGAACUGGGACGAGAAGAAGCUGGAGGAGGUGAUCAACAAAAAACACGGAGAGGCGGAGAAGAAGAAAGCCAAAACACAAAUCGUGUGUAAGCACUUCCUGGACGCCAUAGAGAACAAUAAGUACGGCUGGUUCUGGUCGUGUCCGGUGGGGGGCGACAUCUGCAUGUACCGGCACGCUCUGCCGCCCGGUUUCGUACUGAAGAAAGACAAGAAGAAGGAGGAGAAAGAGGACGAGAUCUCGCUGGAGGAACUGAUAGAAAACGAGCGAGCAGCUCUGGGCGCUCACGUGACUCGGAUCACCCUGGAGACUUUCCUGGCUUGGAAGAAGAGGAAAAGGCAGGACAAGGUUGACAAAGCGAGGGAGGAGAUGGAGAAGAAGAAGGCCGACUUCAAGGCUGGGAAAUCGCUAGUGGUGAGCGGGCGCGAGGUGUUCGAGUUCCGUCCAGAUUUGAUCGACGAGGACGACGAAGAAGCCACCGAGUAUGCCGGGUAUGCCAGCGAUGAAGAUGAAGACCAGGAGGAAGAGACUGAUUCUACAGAGAUCCAGGACAUAGACGUAUCCCGAUUUAUUCCACAAGAGGUCGACAACACAGGCAUCACCGUAGCAUCCAUGGACCGCUUCACCUCGAGGAAAAAGGCUCAGCCGACGGUAACCGACAACGAGGAGCAGCUGAACGGAGCUUGCGGUGGCGCCGAGGCCAACGGGCUUUCGGGGGAGGACGGCGUAGGGGAGGACGAGGAGGAGGAGGAGGAAGAAGAGGAGGUACCGGUGGAUGAGAACCUGUUCACGGGAGAAGAUCUGGAGGAGCUGGACGAGGAGCUCAACACACUGGCGAUGGAAGACUGAGAGGGAGCGUGAGAGGGGAGGUGGGAGGAAGAGGAGGAGGAGUUAGGAUGGACUGAGUGACGAAGGGAUCGACCGACGGAUGCAUGGAGCUACACAACAAAGAGACCAGACGUUUGAAUGAUUUUAAGUUUCAGAGACUCCGGUAAUAAAGCCUGAUUAUUUCAUGACAUCACUGCCUGUCUCUGCCGCCCUCUGUUUUUCUGUAUCGCCCCUCUCACAUCCCACCACGUCCUCCGCUUUCUGUCCGCUGGGUGUCCAAAUUUCCACAGCAGGGCCGGAUCCACAUGAUCGAUGCUCAGCAGAAUUUCCAUUAAAAGAGAAUUUGGCUGCUGUUGUGCACUUUUUUGUUGCUCGACGAAACUCGCUGGCUUAAAACUGAAAUUACUUCUGAAAUAAAUUAGGUCCUGAUCAGUUAAAUAUUGUGAUUUGCAGAGAUGAAAGCACUAUACUCGUGAGAAGACUUCAAUAAAUCAAAAUAACAUCGAUGGAUGUUUGAAAGAGAACUGAAGUUUUACAACGUAGGAAAUGAACAGGAGUGAUUCUGUUGUAAGAAACUGAAUCUGUUCACCUGCUCUCGUACCAAAACAAAAGCUCCAGUUUACAUUUCAUUUAGCUGAAGUUAAAGCCCUGUUGAAACUUAUGUUAAGGAAAUUUCAUGUAACUUUUCUGAAGGAACCAAGCUUUUAAAAAUACUUCUGAGACCAGACUAUAAUAAAGACCCAGCAGGGGAACCAAACGGUCCACUUGCCAGCCCACAAUUGUAAAUAAUAUUCUCAUGAGUUGCCUCCUGAAGAAAUAAAAGAUUACUGUACAUCCA